Molecule: messenger RNA, 180 nt
Organism: Phytophthora nicotianae INRA-310
Lineage: Eukaryota; Oomycota; Peronosporomycetes; Peronosporales; Peronosporaceae
Exons: 2
Coding region: 1-180 (59 amino acids)
Source: RefSeq, a predicted model, not a curated record
AUGCCACGGUCAGAAAAGCUCAAAAUCCAGGAAAUUAUCAAGAAGUACCCUGACGACUUUGAUGGCAAGGCUGCGAUUGGUGUGUCGGUAGAUAGUGAUGCAAGUGGAAGUGGUAAAAGUGAUACUGAAGAGGUGGGGACUGAUAAAGUGUAUUCCUGGACGGGAACGUUGGCGAAAUGA